AUGCUACUGCUCAUGUUCACUGCCAAUAUGUUUUUUGCUGUUGGAGUUGUUUCCAUGCCCGUAUCGGACCAUGGGCCCCACAUUGCCCACGGCUGGGGCCAGGUGGUCCGGCUCAGGCACCUGUACGCCGCCAGACCGGGACUGCACCUACUGAUUAGUGGAGAUGGACAGAUCUAUGGCUCUGCGGACCAGACUCGAACUGCAGGCCUGCUGGAGAUCCGUCCAGUGGAUCCAGGCUGUGUUGUCAUCAAAGGAGUAGCAACAGCACGGUUUCUCUGCAUGGAAGGCGAUGGAAAACUGUACUCAUCGCACACCUACAGCAGAGACGACUGCACCUUCAGAGAGCAGAUCAUGCCGGAUGGGUACAACAUCUACGUGUCUGACAGACACGAAGCCCUGCUCAGUCUGGGAAACCACCGGCAGAGACUACAGGGUCGAGACCGAGAUGUCCCGGCUCUUGCCCAGUUCCUCCCCAGGAUCAGCACCCUGGAAAAGGCCUUGUCCCUUGGACUUGCUGUCCCUCACCAGGUGGGACAGAGCACAGCCCAAACAGAAGAACCAGUGGACACGAUGGACUCGUUUGGGAAGCUGUCUCAGAUCAUUCACAGUCCCAGCUUCCACAAGAGAUGA
This is a messenger RNA of Micropterus dolomieu (smallmouth bass), 630 nucleotides long. It is a transcript of the gene fgf19, whose product is annotated as fibroblast growth factor 19. Gene Ontology annotation, molecular function: growth factor activity; fibroblast growth factor receptor binding. Bases 1 to 630 code for a protein of 209 amino acids. The record is from RefSeq and is a predicted model, not a curated record. Lineage: Eukaryota; Metazoa; Chordata; Actinopteri; Centrarchiformes; Centrarchidae. Gene Ontology annotation, biological process: regulation of cell migration; animal organ morphogenesis; cell differentiation. Gene Ontology annotation, cellular component: cytoplasm. The transcript has 3 exons.